Nicotiana tabacum (common tobacco) is the source of this 747-nucleotide messenger RNA. Its product is annotated as auxin-responsive protein SAUR32-like. The record is from RefSeq and is a predicted model, not a curated record. Lineage: Eukaryota; Viridiplantae; Streptophyta; Magnoliopsida; Solanales; Solanaceae. Gene Ontology annotation, biological process: response to auxin.
CACAUUAUUCUUCUGUUCUUCUCUAUCUUCCUAUAUGUUCCAAAUUCAGCCAUGACUAACUUCCCAAGGUCUCUCCGAUAUUCUUCUUUAACCCUUUUCAAACAGUCCAUCCUUUCUAAUCUCUAGCCCUCCUUCCUUCCAUUAAAUAGUAAAAUUAAAAGCCUCUUUCUUGUUUCUUUUCUAGGAUUAACUAAUAAAUGGGUGGUGGAGAGAGGAGUCUGAGUCUUCUUAACAAACAUCUGCACUUUUCUCACCUCCUUAUUCAUCAUCAUCAUCAAGGGAAAAAACAGGGGAAAAAAGAUGUGCUGCCCAAAGGGUAUCUGGCUAUAAAAGUAGGGCAAGCAGAAGAAGAGCAACAAAGAUUUGUAGUCCCUGUUUCCUACUUCAAUCAUCCACUUUUCAUUCAGUUACUCAAAGAGGCAGAGGAAGUUUAUGGUUUUGAUCACAAGGGAAAUAUUACUAUUCCGUGCCAUGUUGAACACUUCCGCUGCGUUCAGGGAGAAAUUGAUAAACACCACCAACAUCACCAUCUUUAUGUUCCCUGCUUUAGGGCUUGAGAAUCUAUAAUUCUCAGUUUUUUUUUUGUUUUUUUUUUAGAUUCUUAGAAUGGUAGAGAUCGAGGCCAGGAAUGGAUAGGGAUAGGAGAUGGUUAAUGAUAAUGACUAAAAAUGCUUCUGUUUGUUUCCAAUGCUUUGUCAUUGGGUUAGCUUAAAGUAAUGGUACUGAAUUUGUUAUCGUUUUAUUUUC